CUAAACCAAAACCUCUCCAGCUCCUCGCCGUCGGCCGUCGCCCACGAAAAUGGCUGCGCUCGCGAUCCUCCUCCGCCACGGUCGCCGCGCCCACGCCCACGGCCUCCGCCUCUCCCAUGCGCUCUCCACCGCCACAGCCGGCACCGACCCCGGCACCAUCUCGGUGUCCAACGCCAAGCAGCGCCUCCGCCGCGAGUUCGAUCCAGACCGCGCGGUCUCCAUCCUGGAGGCCAUCGACAAAUCCUCCAUGUCAGCCGGCGCCACCCGAAACGCCCUCUCCGUCGCCGCGCGCCGCCUUUCCCGCGCCCGCCGCUUCGCCGAUGCGGAGGCACUCAUCUCCUCCUAUCUCCCUGCGUGCACGACCGAGCCCUACCUCGCCGCCGUACUGUGCUCCUACGCCUCUGCCAACCUCCCCGAGAAGGCCCUUGACGCCUUCCGUUCCACUGCGCCGUCUCUCCCGACCCCCAUCUCCCCGCUCCCCUUCAACGCCCUCCUCUCCACCUUACUACGAUGCCGCUGCCACCAUCAAAUCCCCGCCCUCUUCGCCGAGCUCUCCAAGGAGUUCUCCAUCACCCCCAACAACACGUCCUACGGCAUCCUCGUCAAAGCAUACUGCAUGAAUCGAGACCAUGCUAAGGCGAAGCAAACCUUGGAUCAGAUGCGUGAGCAAGGUAUCUCACCGACCACCAAAACAUACACCACAUUAAUCGAUUCGUUGUAUAAGCAGAAAAAGGCAGAGGAGGCUGAGCUCUUGUGGAAGGAGAUGGUGGAGGGUGGAUGCAAGCCUGAUGUGGCGGCGUAUAAUGUGAAGGUCACGAACUUCGGACUGCAUGGGAAGCUGGAAGAGGUUAUGGAGGUGAUGAAGGAGAUGGAAGCAGAUGGAGUAAAGCCAGACAUCAUCACCUACAAUUUCCUCGUGACUAGCUAUUGCAAGAAUGGAAAAUUGGAGGAUGCCAUGGUUCUGUAUCGUUCACUAGCUGAGAAGGGGUGCUCUGCAAAUGCUGCUACGUACAAGCACAUGUUGGCAGCGUUGUGUGAAAAUGGCGACUUUGAUGCUGGGUUGGGCAUCUUUGUGGAAAGCUUGAAGAAGAACAAGAUACCAGAUUUUAGGACAAUGAAAGGGUUGGUUGAGGGAUUGGUAAAGGGAGGCCAGGUGGCUGAGGCGAAGAAGGUUGCUGCGGAGAUGCAUAAGAGGUUCCCAAACUUUUUACUGUCUGGGUGGAAGAAGCUUGAGGAGGAGCUUGGGUUGGACUCAAAUAGCGGAGAUGCUUCUCAUUCAGAAUGUACAUCUGGAAAAAUUGUUGCUGAGGCAAAGUCUGUUGCUGCAGAUGCAGAGACAUUUGAGCUUAAAGGAUCUGUUGCUGAGGAAACUGCUGUAUCAGAAGAAUCUAGUGAUGAUGAAGCGUCUGUGCCUAAGGAAGUGCCACGAGGUCCUGCCUAAUUGGGUAUUAUCAUGUUCUUCAAGUUUAGUGUGUUUAGGAUGAUGUUGAGAAUGUCUGAAUCAUUUGAUGACAAAGAUUUGACAAACCUGCAUCACUGCAUAGGAUUUGGCAUUUUUGUUGCCUUCCUCUGAACUUUCAGUAUCAAUGCUCUUUUUGUGAGAGGUGAAUUGGCAGAAACUGCAUUGCUUGGUGGAUUUAUAAGAUUGCAUCGAGUCUGCCAUAGCCCCGUAAGCUUCCAGGCUCAUGCAGCUGGAACUUUCUCA
Panicum hallii is the source of this 1705-nucleotide messenger RNA. Its product is annotated as pentatricopeptide repeat-containing protein At4g36680, mitochondrial-like. Lineage: Eukaryota; Viridiplantae; Streptophyta; Magnoliopsida; Poales; Poaceae. Bases 50 to 1441 code for a protein of 463 amino acids. The record is from RefSeq and is a predicted model, not a curated record. Gene Ontology annotation, molecular function: protein binding. The transcript has a single exon.